UCGGCGGGGCCGGGGCUCCGCUCCUCCGCAGUGACACCGGCACGGCCAGGUGGGGGGCUCCGGCCUCUGACACAGCUCCAAGCCCCCUCCCCACACCUGGGCAGGACCGGACGGGAGUUGUCUGUCCCCGGGAGGGAGACCCCCCCCUCCUCCCCACCCCGGCCCCCCUGGGAGGGCACUGGGGACCCCGGGCCCACCUCCCCCCACCCCCUCCUCGGCCUCCAGGUGGGCCGGGGUCGUCCCCCAGCUCCCCCCACUCUCUUCCGACUUGCCUCCGGCCGGAGCCCCCCUCCCCAGCUCCCAUGGAGGGGCCGGCGGAGCCCGCGGCCCCCGACCUGCGGGACGUGGAGGGCAAGGUGGGCAGGAAGAUGCCCGAGGGGCUGCUGAGGGGGCUGCGGGAGCCGGAUCCCGCCCCUCCGCCCCUCCGGAGCUGCGGGGAGAGCCGGGGCCCGGGGGGAGGGACGGCUCCCGCCCCCGGGCUGGGGGACAAAAUCGACGCGCUCAAACUGGAGUUGGCCUACCUGCGGGCUACGGAUGUGAAAAUUCUGCAGCAGCUGCUGGCGGUCAACGAGGGCAUCGAGGCGGUGCGCUGGUUGCUGGAGGAGAAGGGGACCCUGACCAGCCACUGCAGUAGCCUGGCCAGCAGUCAGUACAGCCUCUCGGGAAGCCAGGAGGCCUCCCGUCGGGGCAGCUGGGACAGCGCCCAGGACCCCACCGACAGGCUGGACAGUGUCUCCAUCGGCAGCUACCUGGACACCCUGGCCAGCGAGCCGGACGACGAGCGGCCCCAAGAACCCCUCCUGUCCUCCACGCCCUGCCGGCCGGGGCCACCCCUGUCCUCCUCCCUGUCCCCUCCCCGGGCCCAGCUGGACUGGGCCCCGCUCGGGAGGGGGCCCCGGGCCGAGCCGGAGAAGGCAGAGCCCGUGCGGCUCAGGACCAGCCCGGUAGGCCCGGGCAGGGCGGGCCACGGGGCGACGGGGCUGGAGGUGACGGGGGAGACCCCCCGGGGGGAGAAGGCCCAUCUGGGGGGCCGCAGGGGGGAGCCCGAGCACGGGAGGGUGAGGCUGGGGUUCGAUGCCCAUCUGUACUGGGUCCAGUCUCAGGACGAUGUGACCUUCUUGUAAUAGACCCUGAGGUGGAGGGCUGGGGUUCCCGGGACCCUAUCCCCAGCUCGUUACGCAGGCCGCCCGGUGCGUGCCUCGGCCCUGGGGAUCAGUGUAGGGGGGUCAGGACUCCCCAGGAUGCAUGGAAUCCCCCCCCUCCCCACUUCCCUCCCGCAUCUGCCCCCUAGGUCUUCCCCAAUGCCCCCCGGCCCCUAGGAUCCGCUCAGAACAGGGUCCGAGCCCUGAAAAGAAUUCAGGGUCCUUCAUGCCUUGCUUCCCAAACAUCCAGCUUCCCCUACAUUUCGUUCCCCACCAUGCUUGACCUUCUCUCCCCUCUUGUGGGGGGAAGCUGGGUGUUUGGGGAUUCCAUCCUCUUGCCUCAUUGCCUCACCCAUAUUUGGGGGAGGGGGUCUUGAGAGGCGGUCUGGAGGCUGGAGGGUCCCCAGCAAUGGCACAGUCCCCAUUGCUUUUCUCUCAGCUCUUGAUCCAUUCAAGCAACAGGAAGCCGGGAGUCCUGUGUGACACUCCCAGCUCCUCUGGUAGAGCUGGCCUUUUCCUUGGGAGAGAGACGCAGGACGACAGCUUCAGGAGUGGGAAUCAUCCCAGCGGAGCCAACUCCAGGCUGGGCUGUGGGGAGCAGGCCACGGGAUGCCCCCCCCCCCCAAGACUUGGGCUCCCUCCUACCUCCACCUCUGCCCCCGUUCAUUCCAUUGUGCCUGGCUUCCAGAGGGGCUGGGGCAACAGGGGAGAAGUGAGGGAGGACUCGGUUGAUUGAAACGGGAGCUCAGAUCGAGUCUCUCCUCAGAGAGGGAGAGCAAGAUGGUGGGCCACUAAGGGUCAUGAAACCCAAGGGCCUUGGUACUUGUAGGGACAGCCAGAACUAGGGGGCCGGUUCCCCGAGACAAGAGAGGAGCUGGCGACAGGCAAAAAGAUAAUUUGGGUCUUAUUUCCCAUUGGCAGUGACCCUCACUUCCCAUCAGCAGUGGCCUCACUUCCUCUUGGCAGUGACCUUACUACCUAUGAUGGGAUUUCAUUUCCUGCUGGCCGGGAACCUCGCUGUGGUACAUAGUAAGCGCUUAACAAAUACCAUCAUCAUCAUCGUUAUUAUUAUUACUCUUUUUGGUGGGUCUUCACUGCCUCUUGGUAAUGACCUCACCUCCUGUUGAUAAUGACCUCACUUCAUGUUGUUGGGCCUUCACUUCUGUUGGUGGGGCUUCGCUUCCUGUUGGCAGGGACCUCGCCUCCCAUUGGUGGUGACCUCACUUAAUUUUGGCCCUUGCACGGAGCGGGGUCCUCCUGCUUUCCAUCCUCUCCUUUCCUAGACAGGUGCCCGGACUCCUGAGUCUAAGCUAGAGGAGAACCCGGUAGUCUCUGGCUCGACUGCCCAGUCGGACCCGGCCCACCUCCUCCCCUCCUCGGUCUCCAGUUGUUCCCCUGACCGCACCUUGGGGUCAGAGGUCCUCACGCCUUGCCGUGACCGCUCCCUCUCCCUCCCCGUCCCAGUGCAUGCGUUUGAGCCCUUGGGGAGGAGGGGCGCUGCCAGGUUGGGGGAGUUGGAGGGCACACAGGGGGCCAGGGACACGGUUCAAUAAACCUCUUUGCCGCCUGA
Messenger RNA from Ornithorhynchus anatinus (platypus), 2712 nucleotides. RefSeq names its product leucine rich adaptor protein 1 (gene LURAP1). Lineage: Eukaryota; Metazoa; Chordata; Mammalia; Monotremata; Ornithorhynchidae. Gene Ontology annotation, biological process: positive regulation of cytokine production; positive regulation of canonical NF-kappaB signal transduction. The transcript has 2 exons. Bases 303 to 1124 code for a protein of 273 amino acids. The record is from RefSeq and is a predicted model, not a curated record.